Molecule: messenger RNA, 1645 nt
Organism: Exophiala xenobiotica
Lineage: Eukaryota; Fungi; Ascomycota; Eurotiomycetes; Chaetothyriales; Herpotrichiellaceae
Exons: 4
Coding region: 1-1428 (475 amino acids)
Source: RefSeq, a predicted model, not a curated record
AUGGCUGACCAGAUGAUGUCUGGGACCGAUUUGUGGUUUUGGGAUUCCAACCCUGACACGAAGAUGUCCGCUACCGAUGACAUGAAAGAUAUAAUCAACCAAGUCGUCAAUGAUGAGGAGAGAGACGGUUCCUGGUAUCACAACGCAUUGGCUGCUGUCGGUAGCGAUUGUGGUGUGCACCACCAUCCUGACACUGCAAUCAACCACUCAAAACCAGCCGAUCUCGAGGAAUAUCUCAACAAGCCACUCCCGAUCGAGGACUAUCUCAACAAGCCGCUUCCACCUACUCCUGGACAGGCCUGCUUGGACGUGCAGUUUGCAGAUGCCGGUAUUGAUGCGAGAGCCUACGCGCAAACUGUUGGAAGGACUGGAGAAUAUGUGCCCACAUAUCAGAAUCUCAGACAUAUCCGGGAUUCAGAGGAUCUUCCAGACUAUGACCCAUCCACCUGUGCCUAUCCUACAAGAGCCAUUCUCAACCCGAAAUCUCAGAAAUCCAAGUACCAAUCGGCCCCCAAGAAGAAUCAUUCCAAAGGUCAAAGAGCAAAUGCCCCAGCUGGCGACUGGACUUCGAUCAACAUUGACCAAGGUCUUCCCACACCUCUCAAUCAAUUCGAUGUCUUCUUUGAACAGCCUACAAGCAAGAAGCGUAGCAACCGUGACACCCUCGAUGAUAGUCCCAUGAUUUAUGAUUACGACAUCAGUCCCGUCGGCACCAAGAAGAUCCGAGUUGCAGAACAGCAAGACGACUCAGAUAUCGAGAUCAUCGCCACCAAGAAGAUCCGCACUGCAGAAGAGCAAGACGACUCAGAUAUCGAGAUCAUAGCUUCGACCACCUGCUGCAUCGAGCUUCCACCCACUCCUCCUUGCGAAGACAACGACUGCGAAUACCUGUACACCGUUCCCAGCCCACCACGCAAACGCAAGAUCCCAGUCUUGACCGGCUACCCCGGCCAAUUCGAGAGCUACGAAGUGGCACACCUGCGUCGUCGUACCGCUGCCAUCCUCGUCCCAGAAUGCCGAACCAACGGCGACCCUCUCCACCCGAAUGGCGAGUUCACCCACACCAACUUCAUCGAUGACCCGACCUACCCGUACAAAGAUUACACCAAAGCAAUGCUCAACAGUCUGCCAACUCGCAAUGUCGCACUCAACUUCGCCGACUUCCAGAUGGAUCUUGCCGCCGAAGACCUCACCCGCACCAAGGCCGAAGAAAAUCUCCGUCGAGAAGCGCAUCUUGAGUGUACCAGCGCUCGGCUCGAGGGUGUCUCGGUCGGCCAAUUCCGUUACUAUCAGGGCCACAUGAGUAUUGAGGAAUACAUGGCUGCCAAGAUGUGCAUCUGCUGGGAUGACUGCUGGUGCAACAAGUUGUGCACGAUCUACGCCGAUGUCAUGUGUCCUUGCACCGAGUCGAUUGUCUUGCAUGAUUGAGCUGCUGCUCCAUAUGGGCCUGAGAGGGCUGAGAUGGACCCAAGACGUGGACUGAGUCAGCAUAAAUCCCAUGAAAGGGCUAUGAGGGUAUGCUUCGCUUGAUAGAAGGCCCAACGGAAAAGAACUUGAAUGGAUUGAAAAGGUUGCAUUAUGAAGACAGUCGAAACAGAAAAGUCUCAUGGCAGACAUUCACAUUGAUAGUGAUAAUAGAAAGGAA